UGCGCGCGAGUCUGUUGUUGAGUGAGGUAGGACUACCCAUGCAUACGGAGAGCCAGGUCAUCUUUGCCGUGAUUUAACUGUGAUUUUUAGGACUUAUUACUUCACUCUCGGUUGUGUUUUUUUCUCGACUCUUUGUAAAAACUUCACAAAAGUGAAACAUGACCCAGUUUAACAAGGGACCAGCCUACGGGUUAUCUGCAGAGGUUAAAAACAAGAUCGCGCAGAAAUAUGACCUACAGAAGGAGGAGGAGCUUCGUUUCUGGAUCGAGGAGGUGACGGGAAUGCCCAUCGGAGAAAACUUUCAGAAGGGGCUGAAGGAUGGUGUCAUUCUUUGCGAAUUAAUAAACAAACAUCAGCCUGGAUCCAUAAAGAAAAUAAACCACUCACAGUUGAACUGGCAUAAGUUAGAGAAUCUUGGGAACUUCAUCAAAGCCAUCUUAGCCUACGGACUGAAGCACAACGACAUCUUUGAAGCCAACGACCUCUUUGAAAACGGGAACAUGACACAGGUCCAGACCACACUUCUCGCUUUGGCCAGCAUGGUACGUUUAACAUCCAGAGGGAAUUCGCUCCUUAAUUUAAACAUCUUUCAGUACUUUCAUAUUUUGAAUAAUGUAAUAGACAUCUUAAUAAAUAAUAAAAAAUAUAUUUUUUUACAGGCAAAGACCAAAGGCAUAGAAACACAUAGUGACAUUGGGGUGAAAUACGCAGAUAAGCAGCAGAGGCGUUUUGAUGAAGAGAAGUUGAAGGCGGGCCAGUGUGUCAUUGGACUUCAGAUGGGAACCAACAAAUGUGCAAGCCAGGCUGGCAUGACCGCUUACGGGACCAGGAGACACCUGUACGACCCAAAGACACAAACAGAGAAGCCCUACGACCAGACCACCAUCAGCCUGCAAAUGGGCACCAACAAAGGAGCCAGCCAGGCUGGUAUGUCUGCUCCAGGCACCAGGCGGGAUAUCUUUGACCAAAAGGCAGCCCUGCAACCGUUGGACAACUCCACCAUCUCAUUGCAGAUGGGCACCAAUAAAGUGGCGUCUCAGAAGGGCAUGAGCGUGUACGGGUUGGGCAGGCAGGUGUACGAUCCCAAAUACUGCGCGACCCCCACGGAUGCUGUCGUUCACGCCAACGGGAGCCAGGGCACGGGCACAAACGGUUCAGAAAUCAGCGACAGUGACUAUCAGGCGGAAUAUCAGGAUGAAGAGUAUCAGGGAGGAUACCAGGACGAGUACAGAGGGCACUACAAGGACCAGGGCAUCGACUACUAGAGAAAGAAUGUUAGAGCAGUAUUAACACAGUGUAUGUCAACAGAGCAAGUCUUUUGCUAUGACUUUCGUCUCCCACAAUUACGCCACCCCUCCAGGGCAUGUGUGCGGGUGGCAGCGUCUUAAAUGAGUAUCUCGCAUCUGCCGUCUUAAUGGUGAAAUUGAGUUGUUAUUUUUAAACAUUUUAUAUGAAGUAUGGAAGUUCCAGUUGUGCAGUCAUCUUUUAGUUUGCCCUGUGCUUUGCUUUUUUUGUGGCUUUAGAUCUUAGAGCAUAUUGAAAGCCCAUUUUCAUUCAAAUGUUGCCACACGCCAAUGCAUGACAGACUAAAAAAGCCCUUUAAAGACAUCGCAUUUUAACUAAGUGUUUUCUUGUUUAAAUUUCUAUAUCACUGGAAGUAUUUUAAAUCUAAAGUUUUUGCAAACUGGACAACCUAAAAAUACAUUCCACUAUAUUUCUUUAUAUAGUUUUUUAUUUUACGUGCCAUAAUAUCAGAUUUUUUUCCUAUUGUAUUUAUUGCCCUGCUUUUCAGUGUAAACCAUUCUUCUGUCGUAUGGUUCUUUUGAUAUGAAUAAGUU
Messenger RNA from Triplophysa rosa, 1838 nucleotides. RefSeq names its product calponin 3, acidic a (gene cnn3a). The transcript is spliced from 6 exons. Lineage: Eukaryota; Metazoa; Chordata; Actinopteri; Cypriniformes; Nemacheilidae. The record is from RefSeq and is a predicted model, not a curated record. Gene Ontology annotation, molecular function: actin binding. The coding region runs from base 159 to 1265 and encodes 368 amino acids. Gene Ontology annotation, biological process: actomyosin structure organization.